GCGGCCGCGGCAGGAGGCGGAGGAGGAGCGGCAGGAGCGGGGAGUCCCGGCGCGGCCGCGGGAGCCCCGGGCGGGCGGGCGGCGCUGGGAGCGGCCGGGAUUUACCGUGGUGGCGGUGGGCGCUGAGCGGAGGGGGAGCCGGGCGUCCCCGGGGCCGCCGCCUCUCGGGCUGAGCCCCCCCGCCCGGACCAUGGCCGACGACGACGUGCUGUUCGAGGACGUGUACGAGCUCUGCGAGGUGAUCGGCAAGGGUCCGUUCAGCGUCGUGCGGCGAUGCAUCAACAGGGAGACGGGGCAGCAGUUCGCUGUGAAGAUCGUCGAUGUAGCAAAAUUCACUUCAAGUCCUGGAUUAAGCACAGAAGAUCUGAAGAGAGAAGCCAGUAUUUGUCACAUGCUGAAGCAUCCUCACAUUGUUGAACUGUUGGAGACAUACAGCUCAGAUGGAAUGCUUUAUAUGGUCUUUGAGUUUAUGGAUGGAGCAGACCUGUGUUUUGAAAUUGUGAAGAGAGCAGAUGCUGGAUUUGUCUACAGCGAGGCUGUAGCCAGUCAUUACAUGAGACAGAUACUGGAAGCUCUACGUUACUGUCAUGAUAAUAAUAUAAUUCACAGAGAUGUGAAGCCACACUGUGUACUGCUUGCCUCAAAAGAGAAUUCAGCCCCCGUAAAGCUUGGUGGCUUUGGGGUAGCAAUUCAGUUAGGAGAGUCUGGGCUAGUUGCUGGAGGACGUGUAGGAACACCUCACUUUAUGGCUCCAGAAGUGGUAAAAAGAGAACCAUAUGGGAAGCCUGUAGAUGUUUGGGGUUGUGGUGUGAUCCUGUUUAUCCUGCUAAGUGGUUGUUUGCCUUUUUAUGGAACCAAGGAAAGAUUAUUUGAAGGCAUUAUUAAAGGCAAAUACAAGAUGAAUCCUAGGCAAUGGAGCCAUAUUUCUGAAAGUGCCAAAGAUCUGGUGCGCCGCAUGCUUAUGCUGGAUCCAGCAGAGAGGAUAACAGUGUAUGAAGCACUGAAUCACCCCUGGUUAAAGGAGAGAGAUCGCUAUGCAUACAAGAUUCAUCUUCCAGAAACAGUAGAACAGUUGAGAAAAUUCAAUGCAAGACGAAAACUAAAGGGGGCAGUACUAGCAGCUGUGUCAAGCCACAAAUUCAACUCCUUCUAUGGUGACCCCCCUGAAGAGCUGCCAGACUUCUCUGAAGACCCCACCUCCUCAGGACUUCUAGCAGCAGAAAGAGCAGUCUCACAGGUGCUGGAUAGCCUGGAAGAAAUUCAUGCACUUACAGACUGCAGUGAAAAAGACUUAGAUUUCCUUCACAGUGUUUUCCAGGAUCAGCAUCUUCACACGUUACUAGAUCUUUAUGACAAAAUAAACACAAAAUCUUCACCACAAAUCAGGAAUCCUCCAAGUGAUGCUGUACAGAGAGCCAAAGAGGUAUUGGAAGAAAUUUCAUGUUACCCAGAGAACAAUGAUGCAAAGGAGCUAAAGCGUAUUUUAACACAACCUCAUUUCAUGGCCUUACUUCAAACUCAUGAUGUAGUGGCACAUGAAGUUUACAGUGACGAAGCGCUGAGGGUCACCCCUCCUCCCACCUCUCCCUACCUGAACGGGGAUUCCCCGGAGAGCGCCAACGGCGACAUGGACAUGGAGAACGUAACGCGGGUCCGGCUGGUGCAGUUCCAGAAGAACACAGACGAGCCCAUGGGAAUCACUUUAAAAAUGAAUGAGCUGAACCACUGCAUUGUGGCAAGAAUUAUGCACGGAGGAAUGAUUCACCGGCAAGGUACGCUACAUGUAGGGGAUGAAAUCAGAGAAAUAAACGGAAUCAGUGUGGCAAAUCAAACUGUAGAACAACUACAAAAAAUGCUUAGGGAAAUGCGUGGAAGUAUUACCUUCAAGAUUGUGCCAAGUUACCGCACACAAUCCUCAUCCUGUGAGAGAGAUUCCCCCUCUACAUCCAGACAGUCCCCCGCUAAUGGUCAUAGCAGCACUAACAAUUCUGUUUCGGACUUGCCAUCGACAACACAACCAAAAGGACGACAGAUCUAUGUAAGAGCACAAUUUGAAUAUGAUCCAGCAAAGGAUGACCUCAUUCCUUGCAAAGAAGCUGGCAUCAGAUUCCGAGUUGGUGAUAUUAUCCAAAUCAUUAGCAAAGAUGAUCAUAACUGGUGGCAGGGUAAACUUGAGAACUCCAAAAAUGGUACUGCAGGUCUUAUUCCUUCUCCUGAACUUCAGGAAUGGCGAGUUGCUUGUAUUGCCAUGGAGAAGACCAAACAGGAGCAACAGGCCAGCUGUACUUGGUUUGGAAAGAAAAAAAAGCAGUACAAAGACAAAUACUUGGCAAAGCACAAUGCAGUGUUUGAUCAAUUAGAUCUCGUCACAUAUGAAGAAGUAGUAAAGCUGCCAGCAUUCAAAAGGAAAACGCUAGUCCUACUAGGUGCCCAUGGUGUUGGAAGAAGACACAUAAAAAACACACUCAUCACAAAACACCCGGACAGAUUUGCUUACCCCAUUCCUCACACAACCAGACCUCCAAAGAAAGAUGAAGAAAAUGGCAAAAAUUACUACUUUGUAUCACAUGACCAAAUGAUGCAGGAUAUAUCAAACAAUGAAUAUUUGGAAUAUGGCAGCCAUGAGGAUGCAAUGUAUGGGACAAAACUGGAAACAAUACGAAAGAUCCAUGAGCAGGGACUAAUUGCAAUACUUGAUGUAGAACCUCAGGCAUUGAAGGUCCUGAGAACUGCAGAGUUUGCUCCUUUUGUUGUUUUUAUUGCUGCACCUACGAUUACCCCAGGCAUUAAUGAGGAUGAAUCCCUUCAGCGCCUGCAGAAGGAGUCCGAAAUCUUACAGAGAACAUAUGCACACUACUUUGACCUAACAAUUAUCAACAAUGAGAUUGAUGAAACCAUCAGGCACCUGGAGGAAGCCAUCGAGCUCGUGUGUACAGCCUCCCAGUGGGUCCCGGUCUCCUGGGUCUACUAGACCGGGAAUGGGAGAAUUAAGGAGAAAAAAAAAAAUCUGUCAUUACUGGGAACCACCUCAUACAUGGAAAACCUCUUCGUUAUUGACCUUGUGUCAACAGGUCUUGGCCCCUAGAGACUACCUAGAUGUAGUGUGACCUAAAAUAUAAUUAUUGUCAUGUCCGAAUAGAUAGGAGGAGGGAAAAAACAGAUGAAACACUAAUUUAAAGAGACAGUAUCUUUUUUUUAAUAAUUUCUCCUAAACUUUAAUAAAAUGUAUCUUUAAAUAUAUGUACUAUUCAGUCUUUUGGAAUGUUAUAUUUUUGGAAAUCAUAGCUUUUUAUUUCGAGGGCCCCUAAAAACUGCACAAAAUAGAUGCUGCUUUCUAUAAUCUAUUUUAAUAGUAAUAAUAAUAUGAUUCUGUUACCUUAACUUGGGGGUGGAACACUACAUUCUUUUUAGAGUCUGAUUUUAUGGAUUGGAAUACUUUGCUUUCCUUUAUUUAUUUGAAGUAAUUAGUCUAGUGGUUACAAAACAAAUUAAUAAAUUUUAAAGGCCUUUUUUUUCGCGCUUUUUUUUUUUCUCCUAGGAUAGUAUUUUUAAGUAUUUUUGUGUAACAUCCAGAUAAUGUGAUACUGUCUCUUUGAAGAACUCUGUAAAAGUUUUAGAAAUUUGAAAUUGGGUCUUGACUCUUAAUGCAUGUGGACAGUCGCAAGCGUUCAUGCCGUUGGUGUAUCUGUGUUGAUAAAACCUGUAAUCUACAGCAAAGUACAUUCCGUUCAUGGGAACACCUACCCAAGGGAAUAAAGCAAAAUAUUAUUCUGACUAAGUUGUAAACCUAUGCACAUCCCUUGCAUUUUGGGCAACUUUCUAAAAAAAAAGAAAAAAAAAAAGAAAAACUGAUUUUUAUUAAUAAUAAUCAUGUAGUGAAAUGUGUUUGUAAUUUUGUCUCAAUUUAAUUUGUUGUAAGGUGGGAGGGGGCAAUUACUGGUUUCACCAUUUCAGAUCUGUGUUGUCUGAGAGUAUUAACGUUUUAAUUAAGUUGAAGCAAAGAAAUGCUGAUUUUUAAUAUGUCUGUAAUUGUUUAAAGAUGCACACAUUUUAAAAGAAAAUACUGUGCAAUGAAGAAACCAGUUUAGACAUUACGAUAAACUGACUAUUCCAAAAGACUCAUCUACAACAGCCCUGUAAAUUCCUUUAAAAAUGGUAAUUGACUCUACAGUCUGACCAAUUUUUUUUAUUUUAAAUAUACUUCCUUUUAUGUGUUCAACAAUUAAAUGCUUUUGGGUGCUUCAUUUCAUCACAGAGAGUUUCAAGAGCAAAUCAGUGACUCGUGCAGUGAGGAAAAGUGUCUUAAAGUCCUUAAGGGAAGCCUUUGUAGGCACACAGCCUGCAGUCUGUCCCAGGGGCUCUGCUCCUCCUGGAUCAGCACAGGAUUCCUUCCAUAAAGUUGGAAUUAGGGCAGAACCAACUAAGAAAGUGUAACCAUGGGUGGACCUGGCACUUCAUUUUCCUUCUUUGUGCUCUCACUGGCCCACAUGAUUUGCAUUUUCUCUGAAAAUGGUUAAAGGCAACAGGCAUUGCCACCUCUUUUUAGGUGUCAGAAGCACACUGUUCUUUAAAAUUACUUCUCUAAGUUUGAUUGGCUGUGCUGUUGUACAGUGUGAAUUUUAGUGUUUAUAUUAAAAUGAUACAGUGAUACAGGAUUUUUCCUCAAAGUGGAACUUGCAGCUGGAGUUGGUCUGUGGGCUGUUCCAGUUGUUUGGAACCAUUGCACCAUUCUGCAAACAGAAAAGGGUUCUCAAGAUUGAAUCUUUCCCACAAGGGUAAUCCUAUUGCUAAUUUUCUCCUGCCUACUACUUCUGCAGGUUGGGUGGUCGAGUAUGUUUACAAUUCUUGAAAAUCCACAGCUGAAAUCUCAGUCUGGCCGGGCCUCCUCCCACCCAGCCAGGGCAGGCAAAGGUGUUCCUUUCCUGCAGCAUUCACUGCCCGGCUUGCAGCCCACAGAAGGGAAAUUCAUCCAUCACUUUACCCCACCUGCUGAAUGCCCUUAGUGCCACAGCUGGAAUCACAGUUCUGUGGCUGCAUCCCUAAACAAGAGCCGUACCCGAGUCCCUUGAGUUUGUAGUUUUGUGGGAAGUAAUGGAUGAGAGAGUCAGCGUGGGCCUCACGUGGAGGGAAGCGAGGGAGCUGUCAGAAGAGGUGUAGGUGCUCAUCUGUUCUGGGUUUAGCCCCACAAGAAGGGGAUGGUGCAAACUGUGAACUAUUUAGUGAGUAAGAGGUAAUUUUUCAAGUGGUUGUGUUUAGUCCUGGGUGAACCGUAGCUGGUGUGCUGUUGCAGUGGUGAGUCCACACUGGCUGAGCUCAUGGAAGUGACAGGUUCAUUCACUCUCAGAACUACCUCUUUUCCCAGCAAAGCACAAAGAUGGGAAGACCUACUGAAAAUCAAGCAGUGGAGUGUUUCUGAUGUUAGAAAUACAAACUUCUCUGAUGAGCAUUGGUGUCUGACUUCAGUGAAAUGUUUUUCAUCUCAAAUGUUUAUGGCAUUAAACAGGUAAAGUAAUUUUGAUAAUUCGAGUAUAGUCUACCAUAAAUGUUUUAACUACACUUUUGACUCUGUUAAUGUGAAUUUCUUGGAGUUCUGUGUAUCCAGCUCAUAAGGAAAGAAAUCUCACAUGGCCCAUGAGGGUGCUUCUGCCUUAUGUAGAUGACAAUAAGUAGUGAUUUGAUGUAACUAAUACCUUUUCUUCUCUUAAGUGGAGCUACCAUUCAGUUAAUGCUACACAGUAGAAAGAUUGACCUGGAGAGCUUUGUUUCUUUUAUUCUCACUGUAUAACCUUUUAUCAAGAGACAAAAACUGUAAAGCACACAGUUAGCAUCCUGUCUUGCCUCCUCUUUACCACAGUCUGUUUUCCUUGUAGGAACCUUCAGUAGCAAAAGAUUAAAUUGGAAACCCUGCCUAGGCUUUAAGUUCAGCAGAUCCACAGCACACAGUGAGCUCCAUGAGCAGAGUUCUGCACAGUCCCAGACAGAGCAAGCCCAGGACUCCUCAGUCUGCCCAGUCCUCCCACCCUGCUCAGACCCUUCUGAAGCAUCUCUGUUGUUUGUGUGGUACAUAGAGGGCAAAAGGCUGCAGAAAUUGAGGUGGAAGCUUCACCUGCAUAGGGAAGGCUUGUGCAGGUGCAAAGCUGGUGUUACAGUUUGUUGGUUUUUUCAGUCUCCAAGUGGAGAAGGGUCCUCCUGGUACUGUAAAUAUCACUGCAUAAUUUGGAGCGCCACAUGGACUUCUCUAAAUUUAUGCUGAAUGUGACCUCAGAAGCAGCCCUGGGAUUGGGAAGAAACAAAUGUUUCUGUUUGCCCCUUUUAUACUUUAUUUUUGUACAGGGGCUCAUAGAUUUGUAAAAAAAAACUUGAUCUUAUCAGUAUGCUGCCUCUCAGUCUGACUGAUGCCUGUGAUUUCAAGGUGUUAAGUUGGUCCAAUAAAUGUUCAUUAACCUCUGCUUCCAUUUACCUAAUAAAAGUACACUCACUAGGUUA
Molecule: messenger RNA, 6486 nt
Organism: Vidua chalybeata
Lineage: Eukaryota; Metazoa; Chordata; Aves; Passeriformes; Viduidae
Gene: CASK
Product: calcium/calmodulin dependent serine protein kinase
Exons: 27
Coding region: 191-2971 (926 amino acids)
Biological process (GO): protein phosphorylation; regulation of neurotransmitter secretion
Cellular component (GO): cell-cell junction; basolateral plasma membrane; plasma membrane
Molecular function (GO): protein kinase activity; ATP binding; signaling receptor binding
Source: RefSeq, a predicted model, not a curated record